Aegilops tauschii subsp. strangulata is the source of this 711-nucleotide messenger RNA. Lineage: Eukaryota; Viridiplantae; Streptophyta; Magnoliopsida; Poales; Poaceae. The record is from RefSeq and is a predicted model, not a curated record.
AUGGAAGCUAUUGUGAAGGCAAGAAAAGAAGCCAACGAGGUGAGGAAAAUGGCAAGGAACCAAGAUGCCGCGGCCGAGGAGAGGAGGUUGGCGGCCGAGGAGAGGAGGGUGGCGGCCGAGGAGAGGAAGGUGGCUUUGGAGGAGAGGAAGGUGAGCAAUGAGGAGCGAACAAGAUUGUUGGAAUGGGAGAAGCACUUGUUCUUCUUGGACACAUCUAACCUCAAUGAGGCGCAAAAGGAGUUUGUCAAUCUUUCCCGUGAAGAAGUCUUGAUCCAAAAACGAGCCAUGAUUCGCGCAAUGGGUGGCGGUGGCCUUGGCGGCAUGGGUGGCGGUGGCCUUGGCGCCAUGGGAGGCAUGGGUGGCUUCGGAGGUACCGUGGGCGGCUUAGAUGCCAUGGGUGGCUUUGGAGCUACCAUGGAAGGCAUGGGUGGCAUGGGUGCUUUUGGAGCACCCCCCGGCGCAAUGGCUGCCAUGGGAGGCAUGAGUUUUGCUUCUCUCAUGGGAGGCAUGGGUCCACCUCCGGCCACCAUGGGCGGAAUGUCUUCCGGUGUGCCUCCUCACACACAUUCUCAUGAAGAUGCCGUUGAAGAUCUUGCCAACACCGUCGGAGCUUCACGUGAUGCGGUGCGCGAUGAGGAGGAGGAAGAAUCAUCUUCGGAGGAGGAAGAAUCGUCUUCCGAAGAUGGGGACGAAGACGAGGACGAGGCUUGA